AUAAAAUGGUUGUUUAGGAGUAAGAUAAGGGGAGCGCUUAUACAGCUGUGGAUUUCUACUUGCAGCUGAAAGUUUCAUAAAAUAGAAUAGAAGAAAUGAUCAGUCUCCUCAGGCUAAAUGUUCUAUUAAUUCUCUGGAUCUCGGCAAUGCAGAUGUGGAGGUGCUACCCUCUUGCCCCUUCUACGCUGUCUGGGAACUCUGAUUACUGUCUCCUCCUGCUCAAUAGUUGCCUAGCCAAGGUGGAUGGGUCCGAAGAACUAGCAUUGUUAAAGCCUUUUCUGGAGAAGUCUUAUAUUAAGAGGUCCUUUCGGAAUGGAGUAGGCUCAGGAAUUAAAAAAAAUUCCUAUCAAAGAGCCAAGUCAUAAGCAAGUGCUGGAGGAAAUACCUACAAAUCAGAAUGUAUGACGUUAAACUGGAUGUGCUUUAAAAUUGUU
This is a messenger RNA of Lacerta agilis (Sand lizard), 434 nucleotides long. RefSeq names its product neuropeptide S (gene NPS). The transcript is spliced from 3 exons. Gene Ontology annotation, biological process: neuropeptide signaling pathway; positive regulation of action potential; positive regulation of synaptic transmission, glutamatergic. The record is from RefSeq and is a predicted model, not a curated record. Lineage: Eukaryota; Metazoa; Chordata; Lepidosauria; Squamata; Lacertidae. Bases 96 to 365 code for a protein of 89 amino acids. Gene Ontology annotation, cellular component: extracellular region.